AUGAUGAUGGGGAGGUCGCCGCGAUUCCCGAUGUACGACAAUGAUUUCGGGUGGGGCCGGCCGCUGGCGGUGAGGAGCGGGAAGGCGAACAAGUUCGACGGCAAGACGUCGGCUUUUCCCGGGAGGGAAGGCGGCGGGACCGUGGAUCUGGAGAUUGUUUUGGCGCCGGAGACGAUGGCCGCGAUUGAAGCGGACCGCGAGUUCAUGCAAUAUGUUUCGAGAUGA
This is a messenger RNA of Linum tenue, 225 nucleotides long. The record is from the annotation of a GenBank genome assembly. NCBI's taxonomy places the organism in Eukaryota, Viridiplantae, Streptophyta, Magnoliopsida, Malpighiales, Linaceae.